UGUCUUUUCCUCUUUUUCUCCUCCCUCUCUAUACUUUAGAUCACUUCACAUCUUGCUCCCUUUCCGUAGUAUAACAUCUCAGUCAUACCAUAAUGUCAGGUGAUAAAAAAGGCAAGGUCAUCUUGGCCUACUCUGGUGGUCUUGAUACUUCUUGCAUCUUGCUCUGGCUCAUUGAACAAGGCUAUGAUGUCGUGGCUUACAUGGCUGAUGUCGGUCAGGAAGAGGAUUUUGAAGCCGCACGUGCAAAGGCUUUGAAAUGUGGUGCUGUCGGUUUCUUCCUCGCAGAUUUGAAACGAGAGUUUGUCGAAGAACUCAUCUACCCCGCCGUGCAAUGCAACGCCAUAUAUGAAAAUGUCUACUUGCUCGGAACCUCUCUUGCUCGGCCCGUCAUCGCCCGGGGCAUGAUCGAAGUUGCCCUCCGGGAGAAAUGCGACUUCGUGUCCCAUGGUUGCACCGGCAAGGGUAAUGACCAAGUCCGUUUCGAACUUGCCUUCUACGGUCUCGCUCCAAGUAUCAAAGUCAUCGCUCCUUGGCGUCUUCCAGAAUUCUACCAACGAUUUGCAGGUCGUUCCGCCCUCCUUGAAUAUGCCGCCCAGAACGGCAUUCCCGUUGUCCAAACCGCUGCCAAACCUUGGUCGACAGACGAGAACCUUUUCCACAUCUCAUACGAAGCCGGAAUUCUCGAAGAUCCCAACACCACACCACCUGACGACAUGUGGAAGCUCACCACAUCUCCUCAAAAAGCUCCCGAAACUCCUGAAACCCUCACCAUUGAAUUCUCCAAAGGUCUUCCCGUCAAAGUCACAUGCGAAGACGGGAAAGUCGUCACUGAUUCCGUCGAUGUCUUCCUCACCCUUAACGCCUUGGCUCGGAAACACGGUGUGGGUCGGAUCGACAUCGUCGAAAAUCGAUUCAUCGGUGUUAAAUCUCGGGGUUGUUACGAAUCACCUGGUGCGACCAUCCUCCGAGUGGCCCACAUGGAUCUGGAAGGCAUGACUCUGGACCGUAACGUCCGAGCAUUGCGAGAUCAAUUCAUAACCAUUCAAUUAUCCCAGAUCCUCUAUAACGGAUUCUUCUUUUCUCCCGAAAGGGAAUUUGUCACAGCCGCUAUCCCAGCAUCUCAAAAGACUGUGAAUGGAUUUGUGAGGUUGAAGCUGUACAAGGGGAAUGUGAUAGUUUUGGGAAGGGAUAGUGAUGAGGGACUGUAUGAUGCCAAGUUUUCGAGUAUGGAUGAGAUGGGAGGGUUUGAACCUACGGCGACUACUGGGUUCAUCGAUAUUUCUAGUAUCAGGAUCAAGGCGUGGAGUCGAGCCAAUCUCACACGGGGCCAAGGCGGUGUAUCCCCCGCCGACGUUUACCAUAGACAAUGAAAGGGCCGUCGAGGUUGAUUUUCAGCGGACGCCAUAGAUAGGAUUUGGCCCGAAGCAACAGGAUAUGAGAUCCAUUGUCAUGGCCAGUUUCGUGGGGAUGAGUACGAUACGGGAAUAGAGGCUGGUGAGUCCAUUCGGCCAUUGUAUAUAUCGCACCGCCAUGCAUAAUCUUGUCUUCUC
This is a messenger RNA of Tremella mesenterica DSM 1558, 1550 nucleotides long. RefSeq lists its product as uncharacterized. The record is from RefSeq and is a predicted model, not a curated record. Gene Ontology annotation, biological process: L-arginine biosynthetic process; urea cycle. Gene Ontology annotation, molecular function: ATP binding; argininosuccinate synthase activity. Lineage: Eukaryota; Fungi; Basidiomycota; Tremellomycetes; Tremellales; Tremellaceae. Bases 93 to 1370 code for a protein of 425 amino acids. Gene Ontology annotation, cellular component: cytoplasm. The transcript has 9 exons.